Molecule: messenger RNA, 5235 nt
Organism: Penicillium paradoxum
Lineage: Eukaryota; Fungi; Ascomycota; Eurotiomycetes; Eurotiales; Aspergillaceae
Product: histidine kinase-like ATPase domain-containing protein
Exons: 2
Coding region: 1-5235 (1744 amino acids)
Source: RefSeq, a predicted model, not a curated record
AUGGCCAUGCAAGUGGAUUUCAACGCCUUGAAGGCACGGACUAUGGGGUCUGGGGCCGAUGAGGAAGCCGUGACAGUCGACACUCGAGGGUUGAUCUCAAAAGUGCUUGCUCGGUAUUCCGGCAAAUGGACAGUUCUUCGAGAAAUGAUCCAAAAUGCGGCCGAUGCCUCUGCAACGAAAGUGACGAUCAAAUUUGAGACUCUUCCGUCGACUACAAUACCUUCACCUUCAUCAAAUGAUCCCACUGCACAUCUGAAGCAUACCAUUACCAACCAUACUCUUCGACGUCUUUUAAUCUCAAACAACGGGGCUGCGUUCAGCGAAAAGGAUUGGGCAAGACUGAAGCGGAUUGCAGACGGAAAUCCAGAUGAAACAAAGAUCGGCGCAUUCGGGGUGGGUUUCUACAGUGUCUUCGAUGAUUGCGAGGAGCCGUUUGUGUCUUCCGGUAACCAAGCCAUGGCCUUCUAUUGGAAAGGGAAUGCACUGUUUACCCGCCGACUGGAUCUUGGGGAAGUCGCAAGUCAAGACACCACUUUUGUGUUGGAUUAUCGCAAUGAUUCCUCGCCCGUUCCCUCAUUACUGCAGCUUUGUCAAUUCUUGUCGAGCAGUUUGACAUUUGUCUCCUUGCAAGAGAUAGAACUAUGGCUAGAUGAUUGGAAUCUUUUGCGGCUAUCAAAAAAGACCGCCCCCAGCGUUGACGUUCCGAUACCAAGAGAUAUCGAUACCAAGACUGCAGAAGGUUUGAUGAAAAUCGUUAACGUCACGCGAGAAAUUGCCCAGGUCGACGCUUCAUGGAUGCGAAUUGUUGAAUGGAAUCCCAACGCAAGCUUAUUCCGCCUCGAUAAUCUUCGGGACACAACCAGCUCACUUCGAAGUUUCUUUUCCAAAUUCACGCAAAGCACGCCAGAGAAACAAUCUAGCCAGAACCCGGAACCUGAGCGGCAGGAAGAUUCGAGCAACAUGAAUACCAUGCUCACAGCAUCGGUCUUUUUGCAUAUUAACACCGCAUCGCUUCAACCCUCUAUCAGUCGAGAUUUGAGCCAAGAAUUAGAACGAGCCACACGAAAGCCCCCGCCUAAGAAGGCAACCAUUGCAAUCCUGACUCCCUCCUAUGACGCUAACUUGGCGACUGGAGCAUCCUCGUCACAGUCAGAAAUUCUUUCAUCGAUUCUACCCACAAAAGCCGGAAGAGUCUUCAUUGGCUUUCCUACGGCGCAGACGACUGGCUUGAAUGCUCAUGUCUCUGCCCCAUCUGUAAUUCCUACAGUGGAGCGAGAGAGUAUUGAUUUAAACACUCGGUAUAUCAGUAAAUGGAAUCUUGAAAUGUUGCGGGCAGUUGGUAUCGUCUGCCGAAUUGCUUGGUCUGCAGAGAUGGCUACAAUCAAGUCUAAACUCGCUUCAAAAGUUGGGCCGUCACGUUCGCUCAAGAUCCGGAAAGAGGACAUUGUUGAUGUCCUGCCAGAGGCUAUUCACACUGCAAACCAGUUUGUGUUCCGUGAAUCUACCCCAUCUUCAAUUUUGGGGCAAACAAUUGAAGAUGCAUUCUGGAUGUGCAACAAGAAUGCCUCGAUCGAGGUCCUUUCUACCUGUGGUGUCAUUCCCAGUCAUCAAACACGUAUCGCACCCAAGGAUUUGAGUUUCAUGGAUUCAAUUCCUGCCCUGCCUGAAGAAUUUGUGCAAGGCUCCAAAGACUUUGUCAAAAGGCUCACGGAUUUCGGAUUGGUCACGGAAAUCACAGUAUCCGACAUCAAGCGCGAAUUGGAGUCUAACACUUUGCGUUCCAACCAAGUCCUUGAAUUUAUCUCAUGGCUUGGACGCAAAACUGUGGUCGGCCAGCUUGAUAAGUCAUCGGUUCAAAGUCUACUGCGUGUAGCAGUGGCUAAUGACGAGGACAAACAGGGAGUUCCCACUCGCUUGCUGAUCUUUGCGGAGAUUAACUGUUUCCUGAAUCCUCAGCGCAUUCCAGCAGAUUUACCUGUACCGCCAAGUGUGAUACCUUUCAGGUUCACCAAGUCUUUGGACAAGCAACACCUGGAAGCGCUUGGCUGGACCGAGCUGCAAAUUGUUCCUUGGCUUCGCUGGAUCAUCAGCAAUUCCGGGGACCGCAAUAUUUUCCCAGCAGAGCAAGACAUCACGCAGUCGGCGGUUUUUUCGGGUCAGGUUAUGCCUGUUCUAUCAAAGCAAUGGGAGGUCUUGAGCCAAGCAUCGAAGCAAAGUGUUGUCGCAAUACUUCAACCUCAGACUGUGAUACCCACAAAGCUCGGGAUGAAGCAGCCUGCGCAGACAUAUUUUGCUUCUGUGCGCCUUUUUGACGACCUACCCGUGGUUCACGGUCUGAACGGGGUAAAGGAGAAAAUCCUGGUUUCACUUGGCGUUCGUAAAACUGUGGAGCUUGGUGUGAUCUUUGAUCGCUUGAUCAACACCCCAACUUCGAGUGACGAGAAAGGUCCUACACCUAGGAAAUGGAAUCACGUUGACCUCAUCAGAUAUCUCGCCUCUGUAAGAGAUGAUAUCCCUACUAAUGAUAUUCAGAGGCUCAAGGGGGCCAGCAUUUGUACUGCAGAAAGUGGAAGUGGCUCGGAAAACACACGUUACAAGAUUUGUGAGCUUUAUGAGCCCAAGGAUGCAUUGCGAGCUCUUGGGUUACCGAUCAUCGAAUGGCCAGGCAUCUAUACCAGCAACAGCAAUGAGGGCAAAUUCCUCACGAUGAUGGGGCUCAAGAGUUACCCAUCGGCGGUGGAACUGGUACACCUCAUGUCUGCCGGCAGCACGGAGAAAGAUAGCCGAGCAAGCAAGGCUCUCUCAUACUUCCUUGGCGAGUAUCACUCGAAUGGGUAUGUCUCGUUUGAGAUUAGUGCGGUCACAGUUCCAUUUCUUCCCAUCGAAGGAUCCGAUAGUCUAAGCGUACCGAAGAAGUGCUUUACUGAUGAAGGUGCGGCCUUGUUCGGUUUCAAGCUUCUCAGGCAGAAUCUUCACUCCCAUGCCUCCAGGCUGGGAGUCAGGCCUCAUCCUCCCAUGACGGACUGCCUGCAAGUUCUUUCAAAACAGCCUCCAACUACCCAAAGGGAUGCUCGGAUUAUGUUCAAGUAUCUCGCAGGACGAGUAGCCGAUCUGAGCCAGCACGAUAUUGCCCGCAUUGGUCAGGCUCCAAUCAUCCCAAUCCAUACCCGCGACCAAUCAGAGAAGGAACCUAAAGUUCGACUUGUGGCCCCCAGGCUAUGCUAUCUUGGAGAGGGGGAGGACUACAAGGACAUAUUUGACUUCGUUAACUUUGGCCCGGAGGCAAAUCUUUUCCUCAUGGCCAUCGGAUCGAAACGAGAACCCACCAAGAUCGAAAUUGCACGGAUGCUGGUCAAAGAGCCAGCUCGCAUCUCCGCUGCAUUCCAAAGCUCGGAGAAGUACCUGAUGCUCCUCAGGACUCUCGCGGAGCAUCUCUCAGUGCUGAAGAAGGACAAGGAUCUUUUUGUUGAAAUGAAGAAGGCGAGAUUCCUUCUUGCCAGCCGUGACAUUCCACCUAGUGCGUCAGACCAUAAUGCCAAAAAGUCGUCCGGGAAGGAGCUUCAUGAUGAGGAUGAUGAUAUGAAUAUCAAAGAAUGGAGUCUCGCCUCCGCCAAGGAGAUUGUCGUGGUAGACGAUUUCCAAAGUUUCAAUCUUUUCAAAGAACAUAUCUUGGCCGCGCCACAAGAAGAAUCAUUGGAAGAUUUUUACGCUGCCCUUGGGGCUAUUCCUUUGAGCAGACUUGUUGAAGAACAAGCGCGAUUUGGCAGCAUCGCUUCCGAUCAAACCCCCGCACACAAAUUGGAGAAGCUGAUUCUCGAACGUGCGCGACUUUUCUUGCAUGACCAACCCACAGAUUCCGUUCUACAUGGGACUCGAUGGUUGGAGCAUUCUUUCAAAGUCCAGGUCGUGACAUCAAUAAGUCUUACGAGAUCCUUAAAAGGACGACGGGUGGCGCAUACGCAGAAGCGAAACGCAAUUGUUGCACGCCUAAACUCCACCUGGGGCAUGUGUAUCUGUCCAGGACGAUACGAUCUGUACGAGAUCAGUCAAUCCUUGGUGCAUUUGAUCUUGAAGCGACCAAAGCUGCAUUCUACUCUCACUCUAGAGAUGCUGUUGAAGACGGAUCUCUUGGAACUCCGCGCUCGAGGUUAUAAUGUGGAGCGUAUCCUGAGGCAAAAGGCCCAAGAAGCUCGAAUUGCAGAAGAUAAGCGUCAAAAACAGCUCGAGGAGGAGAGACGUGUCUUGCAGGAGAGAGAAGCUGCCUGGGCGGCUGGUCAAGCCCAGCGUGACUCCCAGCAGGCUGAAGAAGAGAGGUCCCAGGCACAGACACAAAAUGCGAUGCCCGGGGUUUUCCCCGAGUCACCCAAAAAUAACAAGACGUUGCCAGAAGAGGCACAUGCCGUUCCACCUGAGCCUAUGCCAGAGCGACCAAGUCGUGGGUUGUUUGCCAAUCUGUCGAAACGAUUCGGCUUGGAUGGUGGGAAGUCUAGCUCGAACUCGGCCUCUGAUGGACAAUCUCGAUCUUUGCUUCCCGAGUCCUCUACGCCUCCACCACCGCCUUACUCCCCGAACGAUCCCCAGACACAGCAAACGCGCUCGGAGCAACCUGUGAACGCCAACUCGCCUCACCGAUUGAACUCAGAGCUUCUCUCCGCUGUGCAAGCGUGUCGAGCCCACGGAUCCUCUGAUGUGUACAGUCGCCCAGAAACAAACCAAAUCCAGAAGAGCGAGUCCUACUGCGACGAACGACCAAGUCAUGACUUGGAGUUUGUCGCUACGCUUCCCAGUAGUGGCAUGAAUGUUCUGUUCACGAAAACAGUCACCGAGAGGUCUGCUUUCCUCGCACGAAACCGUGUCGGGUUCAACCUUUUCUCUUCGAUUCUCCUUGAUUGUGGCUCAAUCUUCUCGAUGCGGUCUGACAGUCUGAGCAUCUUCUAUGAUCCGGGCGGCAAAACAAUUGCCUUCAAUCGCGCGGGUAGUAUCUUCUGCAACUACUGGUAUUUCCAAUCAUUGCAGGAACCCGAGCUACUCCAGAGCACCAGCCCGGAUCGCACUGAGGCCAUUGUAUAUUGGUGGGUGAUUCUGUGCCAUGAGCUGGCGCACAACUUGGUUGGGGAUCACAGCUCGGCACACAGUUUCUACACCGAGGGCUUUGUGGCCCAGUAUUUCCCUAAGGUUGCGGUCAAGCUUGCUUCGCUGCAGACACCAACGCAACCACCUCCGCCUGGACAGUGA